UUUACCGGGGAUUUCGCGGCUUCGAACGACCCCGCUAAGUCAAUAGUCGAGAGGCCGUCGUUCAAUGACGUCAACUCGUGAAUUCGCAUCCCAUCGUGUACUUGUUGCAGAGAGUGCUAUUGGCCUCUAUGCAUUGACCUCUCACUGUGAAGAAAAAAAAGUCAAAGUCGAUGUUUUUUUUUUUAUUAGUACCGCCCUUUUAUAUAAUAUUUUUGGAAAUUAAGGAAAAAAGUAUGGGGUCAAGAUUCUUUUCGAGCGAUACGCUCAUAGGGUUGAUAUAGGGGGUGCUAGAGAACGAGACAGAGAAACAGAGUUCAAUUAUAAACGUCAACUAACAAGAUCCAAGGGAGAGAAUCAAGUUGAAGAUAAAAAAAGGUAGAGGUCUAUAUGAAUAUUUUAGGCUGGCUAAUUAAAAUUUGACAAGAAAAAUGGAUACAGGAGGAGGAACAAACAAGAAACAAAUCCGAGUUGGAUUUUAUGACAUCGAUGGUACCAUUGGGAAAGGAAACUUUGCUGUCGUUAAAUUGGCAAGACACCGAAUUGCCAAAACCGAGGUAGCUAUUAAAAUUAUCGAUAAGACUCAGCUAGAUCCAACGAAUCUCGAAAAAGUUUACAGAGAAGUGGAAAUUAUGAAACAAUUAGAGCACCCACACAUUGUUAAAUUGUAUCAAGUGAUGGAAACGAAAAAUAUGAUAUAUAUGGUUUGUGAAUAUGCGAGCAGAGGUGAAAUUUUCGAUUAUAUUGCAAGAUAUGGCAGAAUGGGUGAGCCACGAGCUCGAUCAACGUUUGCUCAAAUUUUAUCAGCGGUUGAAUAUUGUCAUUCGACAGGUGUUGCUCAUCGUGAUUUAAAAGCUGAAAAUUUACUUCUCGAUGCUCAAAUGAAUGUGAAAAUUGCUGAUUUUGGUUUUAGUAAUAGAUUUACGCCUGGAGAACGUUUGAGCACUUGGUGUGGUAGUCCACCUUAUGCUGCACCGGAAGUAUUUCGCGGUAAACAUUAUGCCGGACCAGAAAUUGAUGUUUGGAGUCUAGGAGUUGUUCUCUAUGUUUUGGUUUGUGGAGCACUGCCAUUUGAUGGAUCAACUUUACAAUCAUUAAGAGAUCGCGUUUUAAGUGGAAGAUUUCGUAUUCCAUAUUUUAUGAGCACAGAAUGUGAGAGUUUAAUUCGAAAAAUGUUGGUUCUGGAGCCAUCGAAACGGUACACAAUUCCCCAAAUCAAAAGACAUCGAUGGAUGGCUGGAGCCGCUGAUGCAAUUUAUACAACAGCUUCUACAAUUCCCAGUGCACAACAAGAACCCAAUGAUCAAAUUCUCAGACUUAUGCAUAGUUUGGGAAUCGACGUUGCACGUACAAGAGAGUCGCUGAGAAAUAAUAGUUACGAUCAUCACGCGGCAAUAUACUUUUUACUAUUGGAGCGAGUUAAACAACAUCGGACCAGUAAUUCCAACAACAGUUGUUGGUCUUCUGCGACAAGACAAAAAGAGGACAAAUACAAAUCAAGAAGAGAAGAAAUGGGUAGAGCAGGAAAAAGAUUCAGUUCAACGAGUUCAUCAACAGAUGAGGGAUGUUGCAGUGCUGAGGGUGAUUUAGAAGAGGGUCCAAGUGGCGAUGAAUUAAGAGAAGCACAAAUAAAAUUGGAGGAACAUAGAUUGGGUCUGGAUCAAGAUAUCAGUCAAAGAAUUGAUAGUCAAAUUGUGAAUAAAAGGUUGAGUGAUUAUCAGCAACAUCAUUUUGAUGGUCCAAUAUUGGACUCGGUGGAAUCAUCAAGUAGAGCUGUACUUUUUGCGACUGGUUGCAGUCGUGGUAGUUCAUCAUCAGAAUUAUUUGAAUCCAGUUUUGACUCUGGCUGCCCACCUGAUUAUUCAGUAACAAGUGCAUGUUUCACGAGCAGUUUGCCAUCCUGCACGCCUCCAAUACCACAAAGUCCAUCUCCUGUAGCUAGAAUAUCGAGAGCCUCACAAGGAAGACGAGCAUCUGACGGUGGUCCACGAUUAUUAUUUAGUCAACAAGGUGGAGGUGAUAGGCCAGUUAAGCAGCGAAGCAUUCAAGACUCAGGAAAGGCAAGAGGUCAUUUGGAUCUUGUCCAUUUGAGAUCACCCUCAACACCACCGCAAAAUCAUCAAUCACAUUUUAAAAUACGCGCAGAAUCUGGAACUCAAUUGCAAUUAUUGGUUCAGCAGAGAGUACUUCAGCAGAAGAGAAAUUUGUAUCAUAGACACAGAGGUGGAGGUAGUCCAACACCAAUUCCUGUGCCAUUGAGUGGAUUUUCACGAUUAGGAGGUGAAAAUGUCCCACGUCAAGAUAGUUACAAAUUUGCUCAAAGAAUGCAAAUUAUGCCAACAUUAUCACAAGAGCAUGGAGACGAUGAUUUUGCUCGAAAAAGAGAACGCGAGGAAGAAAGGUGGAAGAGUUUGCCGUCACGAUUAGCGGCAGAUUGUCAAUUAGCUGAAAGAACACUCCUAUGGAGUCAUCAGGUGGGUUUGGGAGGAGGCGCAUCUUACUUACCACCCGGAAGUGUGGGUGGUUUCUUAUGGCCUCCUGGAAGCAGUCCUCACUCAACGAUUUUUGAAAAUGUCAACGAUUCAAUGGAGUGAUUAAAAAUCUACUUUACAUCAAAAGAAAUAAAAGACAAAUGAUGAAAUUUACAAAGAUUUUUUAAAACAAGAAGAAAGCCAAUAUCCAGGCUGAACUGUGGUCAAUAACUAUUUCUAGUUUUUUUUUCAUUCCACAGCAAUAUGAGAUUAAUCAAUUUUCUACAUUCCAUUUUUUCACAUCGACCAGAAACAUUUAUAUUAUAUAUAUUUUUUCUCUUCUAAUUUAUAUAUAAUUAAAAAAUAGAUUUUUCAUCAUUUAUAUUAUUCCAAUAAAUUCAAUAUCGUCUUGCCAGAUGUUGAUUACUUAUUAAAUUUUACAAAUUUUUUUUUAUCUAGAAAAUGAUAUGCGAAAUAACUAUAAUAUCGUUAGCUUUUAAAUUAUAUGAUAAAGAAAUUGCGAACGGCUGAUGGCACGUGCUACCAAAAUGUUAUCGCUACAAAAAAAAAAUAUAUAUAACUUAGUUCAAUCUUAGGGUCUCUUAGAGUCUCUACAACGCAUUCAUGUAGGGCAUGGUCAUCAAACUGUGCUUUCUUGAAUUUAUCGCGGCGAUAUAGUCGCGAUGCGACGUCAGUCGGCUUUUAUCAAUUUUCUCAAAAAAAAAUCAACAAAAAAUUUAAUCUUUUUCUCUUACAAAAACUAUCAUAUUUUGCAAACAAAGUUGAAUAUCUUUCUAAAUUAAAAACAAAUAUUUCACAGUAGACUCAAAUUAUAAAUUUUUAAAAUUAAAUUUUUUCUUUUUUUUAAUAUUUUUUUGUUAUUAAAUUAAAUGAGAAAAUUUUCAAAAAAAAGUCGUCCGACAUUGGUUCGCGAUUAAAUUGUGUUGUUUAUCGACGUUCAUUAUAUAAUUAAUAAGGAAAACAAUAAUCAUAAUUAAGAAUAGUCCAGCGUUUCGAAGGUAGCACGUACGCCUUAUUAUACGACUGAUAUAUAUAUAUUAUAUCUCUAUCGAAUACCAGUUUUAUUGAUAGACUGAUAAAAGUAAAUUAAGCAACACCAUAACUAUUAAAAAAAAAAAAAUCGUACGAAAGAACAAAAGUGACGUGAGUCUCAUUUUUUUAUACUGUUCUAUUUUCUAUUAUUAUUGCACUUUUAAUCAUAGUGUUAUAAAUACGAACGUGGAAUUGUAAGGGUUGAUCUCGAUAAACGAGAAUUAAGUUCAGAUAAAGUCCAACAUUCUGUAGUCAAUCUCUGCUUUUUUUCAAUUAACAUAUACGAAGAUGAGCAUUGAGAGAAAAUGAUUUCGCAAAUAAUUAUGAUAUUUUGCAAAAAUGCAAAAAAAAAGUUUUGCUCAUCUCCAAUUUUUCUCAACUGCCAGAAUAUAUGUAAAUAAUAGAAAUUUGUGCUCAAAGAUAUUAAUUGUUAUGGAGUAGAUGUUUCAAAAGAAAAAGUUAUCAGCAGUGAUGCUGGCUGCGAAUGUAGGAUCUUAAAAAAAGGUAUAUAUGAAACUCACGCCAUGAAUGUCUCUUUUGAAAGAUGACAAAAGAGUGGAAAAAAAUGUUAUUAAAAGUAAAAGAAUGUUAAAGAACGAUAAAAUAUACAUCGAUUGCCUAACACGAUACGUACAAAAAGAAAAUUUGUCGUGUCUCUCUUCCACUCUUAAUAUAAUAGUGUCCAAAAAAAAAAAAAAAAAAGAAAAAAAAAAAAAACAUUUAAUGAUGAUAAUAAAAGUUGCAAUUAGAAAAUAAAAAAAAAGUAGUUGAUGCAAAAUAUAAAAAAGAUUUUAAAAACUGAGUCUUUUUUAAUAAAAUCAGAUAGUGAAAGUAGUUUAUAAUAUACAAAUAUAUAUAUAAAGUUAAAUAAUCGAAUAUAUAACUUUAUAUAAAAUUAUAAAAUUUAAAGAGAUAAAAUAAUUUUUUUCACGAAUUAUUCAUCACUAUUUGAUUUUAUUAAAAUAAUAUUAUAGCGAAGAAGGAAGAAGUGUUGCGUUCUUCAUAGAUCAAUCAAUAAAAUAUACAAUUUUUUUUAAAACCCCGUUUUACUAGAUAUAAAUGUUUACUAAUAAAAUAAAAUUUAGAACGUAAUUUUAGAAUAAAAAAAAAUCUGAAAAUACAAACAUCAUGUCUAUUAGAAAAGAAAAUAUAUAGAGCCGGCUCAAAAAAAAAUUGCCACUUUUUGAUAAUGUAAAAUAGAAUAAUGUGUUUUUUUCUUUGAGUAAAGAGAAAAAAAACGAAUACAAGACUUAAAAAGAGCGAGAAUAAGGACUAAUACACACUUGGCUUCAAGUAGAUUUAGGUUUUGCAAAAAUGGUGACGAAAUCGGGAAGUGGCAU
Leptopilina boulardi is the source of this 4861-nucleotide messenger RNA. RefSeq names its product serine/threonine-protein kinase MARK2-like. Gene Ontology annotation, cellular component: cytoplasm. The transcript is spliced from 10 exons. The record is from RefSeq and is a predicted model, not a curated record. Lineage: Eukaryota; Metazoa; Arthropoda; Insecta; Hymenoptera; Figitidae. The coding region runs from base 429 to 2591 and encodes 720 amino acids. Gene Ontology annotation, biological process: protein phosphorylation; intracellular signal transduction; microtubule cytoskeleton organization. Gene Ontology annotation, molecular function: ATP binding; protein serine/threonine kinase activity; tau-protein kinase activity.